Messenger RNA from Mycotypha africana, 981 nucleotides. RefSeq lists its product as uncharacterized. The coding region runs from base 1 to 981 and encodes 326 amino acids. The record is from RefSeq and is a predicted model, not a curated record. NCBI's taxonomy places the organism in Eukaryota, Fungi, Mucoromycota, Mucoromycetes, Mucorales, Mycotyphaceae. The transcript has 5 exons.
AUGUUGUGCUAUACAAUUUCAGUUCUUAAGAAGGUGCACAUAGUGGGCUUAUGCAAGUUGGCACAAAACCCUUCACUGAGAGCGUUAAAGUUCACCCCUCAAUUUAAAUCGAUGGCGAUAGAUAGCACAUACACAUUGGGCUCUCUUGUUGUAUGGCUUUUGCAUCCUCUUAUGGAAGGAAGGUUCGUCUGCACUCCAUACCCUUGUAGCCGGCUGUUCAAUGGUGAACGUGAAAGAAACUUGGAAAGACUGUCUUAUAAUCUGAAGUGUGCUGAAGAAGAAAUUCGUUCUCGUGCCCGUGCUUUUGCUUUUGCCAGUGCCAAAGCAUUUUAUUAUGCUGGAAGCAACAGUCGUUAUGCUAUGCUUACCUGUUCCACUACUUCGGCUGCUUGUUCGGUUCCGGUUGCUAGUCGUAGUGGUAGUAAACUUGCUGCGGCUGUUGUAUCCGCUCUGGUUUCUGCAGUUUCUGAAAUAUCUAUUAUGGUUAAACCUAAAGUAUUUAAUUUGCCUUCAACUUUUGUUGAUGGUAUGGUCCAAACUUUUAUUUCGCUCUGCAUUUCAUCUAGCUCAACAGUCCCCUAUUUUCAAAGUGGUAUAACGCCCGGUUUAGUACCCGUUCGCGCUUGCGUAUCAGUCAUCGUCGCGCUGGUUAUUUUAGCAAAGUCUACAGACUUGAUUGAUCGAUCUGCUCAGGAAGCUAUGGAUUGGGAGUGCACUUGUGUUUCGUCACCUGCACUUUCAACUGUUUCCAUGAUUGUUGAAAGAAGAAUAUCGUUCAAGCUACUUAUUGAUAUAUCUACUUCAGUGUCAGGUUCCAUUAUCGGUAGCUUUUCGGAAAAAUCACUCGGUGGUUCAACGAGCACUACAAUGGAUGAGGAUAUUUUGAUGGUUACAGCUAGUGGUGAUUCACAGCCCACCUUUAUAGAGGAGGAAAUUGUAGUGGAAGGAUCUUCUGAUUCACCCGCUGACUUGUUUGCUUAG